Gigantopelta aegis is the source of this 3106-nucleotide messenger RNA. Its product is annotated as histidine--tRNA ligase, cytoplasmic-like. The record is from RefSeq and is a predicted model, not a curated record. Gene Ontology annotation, biological process: histidyl-tRNA aminoacylation; mitochondrial translation. Gene Ontology annotation, cellular component: cytoplasm; mitochondrion. NCBI's taxonomy places the organism in Eukaryota, Metazoa, Mollusca, Gastropoda, Neomphalida, Peltospiridae. The coding region runs from base 261 to 1817 and encodes 518 amino acids. Gene Ontology annotation, molecular function: histidine-tRNA ligase activity; ATP binding. The transcript is spliced from 15 exons.
GUAUGUACCCACAACCGUUUACCGAAAGUGCAUUUCGUUCAUGAUCCCGGAAAUUAAAAAAUAUAGUGUUUAAUAGUUAAGACUAGGGUUUACAGUGGUGUUGGUUAGUCGCGGAACAGUAGCGCAGUGUCGAGUAUCCACAUACAGUAUCCACCCUUAUUGUGAUAUUAGUUAAACUGUUAUUAAUAAUAAGUCUUUAAAUUAGGCUUAUUCUCAAAACAGACAUUCUAGCGUUCGACGAACUGUCUACAGUAUCAAAAAUGGAUUUUGAUGAUGAGACCAUGGAUGCCGAAAGGAAAAAACUGAAAGAACAAAUUAAAGUUCAAGGCGAUAUUGUGCGACAACUAAAGUCUGAAAAAGCUGACAAAGAUAAGAUUGAUGAAGAAGUAUCCAAGUUAUUGCAGCUUAAAGCUCAAAUCACUGAAUAUGGCACACAGACAUUUGUGCUUAAGACGCCCAAGGGCACACGUGACUUCAACCCCGAACAAAUGGCUAUACGAGAAGGGGUAUUCAAUAAAAUCAUCCAGUGCUUUAAACGACAUGGUGCAGAGACGAUUGAUACGCCAGUCUUUGAACUCAAAGAAACACUGACGGGGAAGUAUGGUGAAGAUUCGAAGUUGAUCUACGACCUCGCUGAUCAGGGGGGAGAACUGUUGUCACUCCGAUAUGAUCUCACCGUUCCUUUUGCUCGGUAUUUAGCCAUGAACAAAAUAUCCAACAUCAAAAGAUACCACAUAGCCAAGGUGUACCGGCGUGAUAACCCAGCGAUGACCAAAGGGCGAUUCAGGGAAUUCUACCAGUGUGAUUUUGACAUUGCUGGCCAGUUUGAUGUGAUGUUGCCAGAUGUGGAAUGCAUUAAAAUAGUUGUGGAAAUCCUAGAUGCCCUGAAACUUGGAGAUUUUAUCAUAAAAGUAAACCACAGGCAGCUGCUAGAUGGGAUGUUUGCUGCAUGUGGAGUCCCAGACGACAAGUUCAGAACAGUAUGUUCUUCUGUUGACAAACUGGACAAGACUCUUUGGGCCGAAGUGAAAGCUGAAAUGGUCAACGAGAAAGGCCUGGAUCCUGCCGUUGCUGACAAAAUCUGGGAAUACGUACAGCACAAAGGUGGGAUAGAUCUGAUUGACCAGCUGUUGAAGGAUGAACACCUCAGCAAGCAAAAACCUGCAGUGAAGGGAUUGGAGGAGCUUCGAAUACUCCUCGAGUAUUGUCAGAUUUACAAUAUCCUCGACAGAGUAUCAUUUGACCUGAGUCUGGCACGAGGUCUUGACUACUACACAGGGGUCAUUUAUGAAGGCAUCCUUACAGGUCACACUCACAAACCCGGUGGUGGUGAAAAUGGUGAGGAAGCGACCGGUGUCGGGAGUGUUGCAGGUGGCGGUCGCUAUGAUGGUUUGGUUGGAAUGUUUGACCCCAAGGGCAAGCUUGUCCCAUGUGUUGGUGUCAGCAUUGGGAUUGAAAGACUGUUUGCCAUCAUGGAAGCCAGAGCAAAAGCGGCCAAUGAGAAACCCAGAACCACCGAGACGGAGGUGUACGUGUUGUCAGCUCAGAAGGACAUGGUCAAAGAGAGGCUUAGACUAUGUCAGGAACUGUGGGAUUCAGACAUCAAAACGGAACAGUCUUAUAAAAACAACCCAAAGGCUCUGGAUCAGUUCCAGUACUGUGAAACGAACUGCAUUCCAUUGGCUAUCGUCAUCGGCCAGUCUGAGAUCGACAAAAAUGUGGUUAAACUCAGAGUAAUAGCAACAAGGGCAGAGCGGGAGGUUUCCAGAGCUGAUAUGGUUGCAGAAAUCAAGAAAGAACUAGCAGCUCUAUCAUAAGGAAUAUUCCAAACGACAUCACAUUCUUGGGUCCUUUUUCUGACUCCACAAUGACGUUUUCUACACAACAGCUUAGCUUGCCAGCAUUAGACUUUUGAUGUCAUAAACAUUGAAAUGUGUCAAAAUAAAUAUUCAUAAACUGAUUUAUUUUUUUUGUAAAAUGAACAUUGCAAGAAUGAGUUAACCCGUGUCAAAUAAAUUGUGAAAUAAUCAACAUGUAAUCUCCAUUUUGGGGGAACCAUCUUCUUCCAUACCAGGGUCCAAGGUUGACCAGUCAGUUGGUCUGUGCCUCGUGAUCAUUUCUUUGAUGAUCCCACCUACUAACUUCACUCCCAUGAAGAUUAAUUAAAUAUUAAGUGUAAGAUGUUGAUAAAAAAAAAUUAAAAGCAACACGAGUCUGCAAUCUGAUUCAGAUGUAUUAUGUUUUAAAUGUUAAAACAAAAACGCUAUAAUUGAUUAAUUUGUACAAUUAGAAAAUAAAUUAUUACAAGUGUAUAGAGAUCCAACAUGUUAUACAUGUCUGGGAGUUAAAGGGGCAAUCUCAGAGUUGCAUACUUGCACAAAAUAUUUAUUUUGUCUUGCAAAAAUUUUAAAAUUACAUUUCAAAUUACAUGCUCACAAAAUAAUACAUCCAAAUAAUUUCAUUUACUAUUUUAUAAUACUGCAAAAUCUAAUAAGCAUGACCAACAUAUUAACAUGUGGCAUCACACUUUGAAUUUGAAUUGCAUCUUCACAUUGACAUAAUAGAACUAAACUGACUGCUACUUUAAUGAAUACAUGAUGAAUAUUUUCUGUGUACCAUACUUUAUAUUUUUGGCAAAAGAAUUUUUCUGAAAAACACUGUUAUUUUUGCAAAGAUUGUGUAUGAGAUGAAUUAGUUAUUUAUUACAAAUACAGGUAACGAUAGUGAAAUGAAACACAUGCACGUUUUAGAAUGCACCUUUACACUUUGCCAAGAGGGGAUUAGCUGAAGUUGACAGUCAUAUGGAAAAAGAGAUCAUAACACUGAAAAUCAAAUGUAAAUGCAACUAAAUCCAUUUUUAACCUAAUAAAAUAUUAAUGUCGUAUUGCUUAAUAUGCAUAACAUUUUUGUUUGUUUGUGUGGCUUUGCAGUAAACAGUUGAUUUCUAAUGAUAAUAUGCCUUUUUUUAAAAUUACACAGGAAUAUCAAAUUAAAUAUAGGUCUGCUACUCGCACAUUAUAUAUUUAGUUAGUCUAUUCCUGUUGAUACUGUGUAAAUUUGCUACUUGUCUACAAAACACAUAAUAAAUAAACUAUUAUCAACCUGA